UGACAGACUGGCCAAGAUCAUCUGAAAACACACAUCCUUAUUGUUGAACCCUGAUUUUCUUUCCCUGCAAGCCAUGGCGCCGUCAAUCCACAACGAGGACUUCGCCUCCUCGGUCCAGACUGUACAGUCUAGCCGCUUCGAUGGCCCUUCGUGCAAGAUUGGAAUCAACGGCUUCGGUCGUAUAGGCCGGAAUGUGCUACGUGCAUCCUUGACUCGCUCCGACCUCGAGGUCGUGGCUAUCAACCACACCUGCAACUCGAUCAAGGACCUUAUCUACCUGAUCCGCUACGACGGCACGAUGGGUCGGAUGGACCCCCACAAGGAGAUCGUCGCCGUUAGCGAGAGUCUGAUCACCAUCGGUGGCCAACCCAUCCGGUUGAUCUCCGAGCGUGACCCCCGCCUGAUCAACUGGCGCGAGUUGGGCGCCGACUAUGUGGUUGAGAGUACCGGCAAAUUCACCAAGCGGGACUUGGCCUUGCAACAUGUCACCCACGGCCAGGCCAAGCGCGUCAUCAUCUCUGCCCCCAGUUCCGACUCGCCUACAUAUGUCUAUGGUGUCAACUCGGACGCAUACCGCCCAGACGACAGCAACCAGGUCAUCUCCUGUGCGAGUUGUACGACCAACUGCGUCACCCCCGUGCUCAAGGUGCUGAACCAGCAGUUCGGACUGGAGCAGGGCUUCCUGACCACCAUUCACGCGGCCACGCAGUCCCAGCAGGUCUUGGACGGCUACAGCAAGAAGAACCCCCGUCUGGGUCGCACGGUAUUUGAUAACAUCAUCCCCACCACCACGGGUGCUGCCAAGGCCAUUGCCACUGUUCUCCCGGAGCUGCAAGGCAAGGUGACUGGUAUCUCAGUCCGCGUUCCGACACCCGACGUUUCCCUGAUCGAUUUGACCAUCAACACUGCCCAACCGACCUCCCUGGCGGAGAUCCUGGCGGCAUUCCGACGGGCGGCCAAGACCGACCUGGCCGGAGUGCUGAGCGUCAGCGAUGAACAGCUGGUCAGCAGCGACUACAAGGGCGAGUGCUGUUCGGCAGUCAUUGAUGCGGCCGCUUGCAACGAGCUCAACCCGCAGUUCUUCAAGAUCAUCGCCUGGUAUGACAACGAAUGGGGCUACUCCAACCGUCUGCUCGACCUGGCCGUUUUGGUCCACAGCCAAGAGGAAGCUUGAAGGACACCCUCUGUUUGUCCCUUUCCCCUCCGCGAACCAUCUGACUGGUCCGGACUUGCUCAAACUUGGUUACUCGGGAUUCGAUCCGGCAUCGGUCCCAAGUAGCUUGCAAAUGACAGGCGCCCGCCCGUGCGAACUUGCCAACCAGCCUGCGACUCCCGCCUUGGCUCGGCCCUGAUACUGAGUACCACCGCACGGCUUUCCGUGCCACUACGCCAUUGAUGACCUAAACACCUUCGAUGUAGCCCUAAUUCACCCGCUCCCCAACCAGCAAGUUUACUUUAUUUAUAUAGAGAUCGUCGUUAGUGAGAAUCAGUCUAUAGAUUCAUAUACCAAUGCAGACAACCGCAG
Messenger RNA from Aspergillus aculeatus ATCC 16872, 1525 nucleotides. RefSeq names its product type I glyceraldehyde-3-phosphate dehydrogenase. Gene Ontology annotation, molecular function: oxidoreductase activity, acting on the aldehyde or oxo group of donors, NAD or NADP as acceptor; NAD binding; NADP binding. The transcript is spliced from 3 exons. The record is from RefSeq and is a predicted model, not a curated record. NCBI's taxonomy places the organism in Eukaryota, Fungi, Ascomycota, Eurotiomycetes, Eurotiales, Aspergillaceae. The coding region runs from base 74 to 1174 and encodes 366 amino acids. Gene Ontology annotation, biological process: glucose metabolic process.